Messenger RNA from Diorhabda sublineata, 1263 nucleotides. RefSeq names its product lachesin-like. Lineage: Eukaryota; Metazoa; Arthropoda; Insecta; Coleoptera; Chrysomelidae. The record is from RefSeq and is a predicted model, not a curated record. The transcript is spliced from 7 exons. Gene Ontology annotation, cellular component: neuron projection membrane. Gene Ontology annotation, biological process: synapse organization. Bases 273 to 1205 code for a protein of 310 amino acids.
GCACUUCGACGCUCCACUUGCGGGAAAUUAUCGGAAAAUCGCCGAAAAGCCGACGAAAACCACGUCGUGGACCGAUAUAAUAAGUGAUUGAUGAAAUUUUAAAAAAAUGAAAGGCUAUAACUAUUAACUAUUUGUUGGGUUUUGUUUGGUGACUGAGUGUAGUAGUGGGUGAUGCUUUUGGUUAUUGAUGUGUUUCUUCUUGUGGAUAUGUGCAUCAUCUUCAGGGGACACUUCCUAAAUUUUAGCGAAUAAAACCCCAAGAAGUUCACAAAAUGAGCGAACUGAACAUCAAGAACUUCUUAAUAAUUUUAUUAUUUUGCUGGUUAUCUUCUGUUAAAGCAACUGGAAACCUUGUGGGAUCUUCAUCGGAGUCCGAUCUUAGUUCAUCGUCAAAAUCUCGAUUCGUCGAUAGCAUGAAACCAUCGCCGAGUGGCGGCGUGCAGCGACCCUACUUCGAUGAUGUAGGUCCUCGAAAUGUGACGGCUGUGGUAGGCCAAUCGGCUUUACUGAACUGUCGCGUUAAACAUCCCGGCGACAGAACGGUUUCUUGGAUGCGUAAACGGGACCUACAUAUACUUACAUCUGGGAUACAUACGUAUACAGGGGAUGCACGAUUCAGUGUGCGCCAUCCAGAACACAGUGACGAUUGGGAUUUAAGGGUGGAUUACGUUCAAAAACGGGACGGAGGAGUAUACGAAUGUCAAGUGAAUACGGAACCGAAGAUUAAUUUGGCAAUUAUGCUGAACGUCGACGACUUACCCUCCCUUGCUGCCACGCAUCCAGGCCCUCGACCUAAAGAUGCACAAGCGUCGAUAUCCGGUCCUCCAGAAGUAUACGUGAAGAAAGGUAGCACAAUUUCUUUAACAUGUACAGUUAAUGUUCACUCAACCCCACCGUCAUCGAUUCUAUGGUAUCAUGGUCACUCAGUUGUAGAUUUUGAUUCACCCAGAGGUGGAAUUAGCCUAGAAACGGAAAAAACGGAAGCAGGCACUACUAGCAAACUGUUAGUUACAAAGGCUCUGUUGAGUGAUACGGGGAACUAUACAUGUAUGCCGUCCAACGCUAGCCCUGCAUCCACAGUAGUACAUGUAUUGAAUGGAGAGCAUCCGGCAGCGAUGCAGACUAGCAGAGCAGCACCUCACCAUCAGAUGGCAUUGUUAGCUUCUUCGCUUUGCACUCUCGUGGCAGCGAUCCUAACUAGAUGAUUGUAUGUCCCAUACAUAUCAAUCAGCAUCCUGCUCACCUUAAACUAGGCAGUGUCGG